This is a messenger RNA of Penicillium maclennaniae, 1554 nucleotides long. RefSeq names its product putative serine peptidase. Gene Ontology annotation, molecular function: serine-type exopeptidase activity; dipeptidyl-peptidase activity. The coding region runs from base 1 to 1554 and encodes 517 amino acids. The transcript is spliced from 10 exons. Lineage: Eukaryota; Fungi; Ascomycota; Eurotiomycetes; Eurotiales; Aspergillaceae. The record is from RefSeq and is a predicted model, not a curated record. Gene Ontology annotation, biological process: proteolysis.
AUGUACUCUCUGGGCUUGACUGCUCUGUCUAUGCUCUGGGCUACCGGUGCCCAGGCAGCUGGACGUCGACCUCUUCCACCUCCUGCUGUUGCAGCGGCAACAGCCACAUACGGCCAAUCCACUUUUGAGCAACUCAUUGAUCACAAAAAUCCGAGCCUUGGAACCUUCUCUCAGCAGUACUGGUGGAACUCUGAAUGGUGGGAGAGCGAGGGUGCACCGGUCGUACUCUUCACCCCUGGCGAGGAAGCAGCCGCUGGAUAUACUGGAUACUUGACGAACAAGACUCUAACCGGUGCUUUUGCCCAAGAAAUCAAAGGCGCAGUGAUUCUCAUUGAGCACCGAUACUGGGGCAAUUCAAGCCCAUAUUCUGAUUUGACAACCGAAAAUCUCCAAUACCUGACUCUGGAAAAUGCCAUUGCCGAUCUCACCUACUUCGCUAAGAAUGUGGAUCUUCCUUUUGAUACGAACAGUAGCAGCAAUUCCCAGAAUGCCCCUUGGGUGUUGAGUGGAGGUUCUUACAGUGGAGCUCUGACUGCAUGGACUGAGUCAGUCUCUCCCGGUACAUUUUGGGCGUACCAUUCUACUAGUGCCCCGGUUGAGGCAAUUUAUGACUACUGGCAAUACUUUGUUCCUGUCCAAGAGGGAAUGCCAAAGAACUGCAGUAAGGAUGUUGAGCGCGUGGUGGAUCACAUUGAUAGUGUCUUCGCAUCCGGAAGCGAAAAGAAGAUCCAGAAUCUGAAAGACAUGUUCGGACUUGGUGAUUUGGAGUUCGAUGACUUUGCUGCUGCUCUUGAGAACGGACCUUGGCUAUGGCAAUCAAACUCCUUCUACACGGGAUAUUCAUCUUUCUUCGAAUUCUGCGACUACGUUGAGAAUGUCGAGGCGGGUGCGAUGAAGGUCCCAGGAGCCAACGGAGUCGGCCUUGAUAAGGCACUCAAGGGUUACGCCAAGUGGUUCAAAGAGAUCUAUUUCCCAGGAUCAUGCGCGGGAUACGGCUACUGGACCGAAAAUGACACCACUGCUUGCUUCGACACUUACAAUGCAUCAAGCCCCCUAUUCACUGAUACAUCGGUGAACAACUCCAUUGAUAGACAGUGGCAAUGGCUCCUUUGCAACGAGCCAUUCUUCUAUUGGCAAGAUGGCGCGCCAAGUGAUACUCCCUCUCUUGUCUCCCGGACUGUGAACGGCGCUUAUUGGCAGCGCCAAUGUCCUCUUUUCUUCCCCGAAGUCAAUGGCUACACCUACGGUAGUGCAGAGGGCAAGUCUUCCGCCGAAGUCAAUGCUUGGACCAAGGGCUGGGACUUGACCGACACCACUCGACUGAUCUGGGCUAACGGACAAUUUGAUCCCUGGAGAGAAUCUGGCGUCUCGUCUAGCUUCCGCCCUGGUGGGCCUCUGAAGUCGCGACCUUCGGCACCUUUGAACAUCAUUCCCGGUGGCUUCCAUUGCUCUGACCUUAUUUUGAAGAAUGGUCAAGCGAAUGCGGGUGUCCAGAAAGUUAUCGAUGCCGAGAUUGCACAGAUCAAGACUUGGGUGGCUGAGUACUAUAAAUGA